Salvelinus fontinalis (brook trout) is the source of this 7111-nucleotide messenger RNA. RefSeq names its product TRAF3 interacting protein 2-like (gene traf3ip2l). The transcript is spliced from 10 exons. Gene Ontology annotation, biological process: humoral immune response; positive regulation of canonical NF-kappaB signal transduction. The record is from RefSeq and is a predicted model, not a curated record. Lineage: Eukaryota; Metazoa; Chordata; Actinopteri; Salmoniformes; Salmonidae. The coding region runs from base 207 to 1529 and encodes 440 amino acids.
CGCGGUAAACGUUUCUCUCUUCACAGUGUCACUUGAGUGAGUGCGAGUGUCGAGACAUACAUACCAUACCGGCUCUUCGAUUUUCAACUUUUUACGCAUAGGAUUUGGAACAAACCGUCACAUCUGGAUUAAAAUCCGUAAUUUGAACAUGAGGCUGUGUGUUGCUGGGACUUGACAGCAGCUGAUCCUCCACUGUGGCAGACAGAAUGAUGCUGCCCACUCCCUGUUAUUCACCCACAGCUACUAACAGGCGUGGCCCCCAGCUGAUCUGCUGCCGUAGAGAGUUCCAGAACACUCCAGAGGAGGAUGACGAAACCUCUACCCCCUGCCCCGACCACCACCCCGACCUCCGCUCUGACCUCCGCCCCGACCACCACCCCGACCUCCGCUCUGACCUCCGCCCCGACCACCACCCCGACCUCCAGCGUGACGACCCCAGCUCCAUGGCUGGCUCCGCCUUCAGCAGUCGGAGGGCGGGGCCCAACUACACACCGUAUCAGCCUCCUGUAGGCCUCCCAGUCGGGUACAGCCAGCCUACCCCGUUCCCCAGCCAGGCUGAUGGCUCCUGGCUUCACCCCAGCUACACCAGCGCCUGGUCUGGUCCUGGACCUGCUUACCCCAGCAGCCUGCCCUCCUGCCUCACCCCCCCAAACUACCCCAGCUACCCAGGGGAGAGCUGCUACUCCCGGGGAAGGUCCCUGCCGGGCCGUUACAGCCCUAGUAUGACCAGCCUGGAGCAGCCUCACUCCCUUCAUUCCACCCCCCCCUCAGCAGGCCUCUACCACCACUCUCAGACUCCAUACACCUGCUGUGCCCAGUGCCCUGUGGAUGGCUUCAACAUGGGCCACUACCACAGCCCCCGGCCCAUCGCUGGUUACCGCCUACCCUCCAGGCCCAUGUAUAACUACAGACUGCCAGGUGCAGGCGACGUGCAAAGUGGCCACAUGAGUCCCCAUCCUAACCCAUGCAGUGCUCCGCUCUCUGUGGAACAACCCGUCAGUGCCCCACUCUCUGUGGAACAAAGAAGGGUGUUUGUGACGUACGAAGCCGACAGCGAUAAACACGUCAAACAGAUCAUCAACUUUGUGGCGUUGCUGAGACACAAUGGCUUCGACACACACAUCGAUAUGUUUGAGCAGCAGUUCCGGAGCAUCAGUAAGAUCGACUUCAUGGAGCGCUACCUCAGCGAGAAGGAAUACCUCAUUAUCAUCAUCAUCAGUCCAAAGUACCAUGAGACUGUGACCUCAUCACCGGUCAGCUUAGAGAACGACGAGAGGAUCCUCAACACAGUCUACAUACACAAACAGCUGCAGAAUGAGUUCAUUCAGAACGGCAGUAAGAACUUCCGGUUCAUCCCUAUCCUGUUUCCUGGGGCCAACAAGUAUCACGUCCCGACGUGGCUCCAGAACACUCAUGUCUACAGCUGGCCUAGGGACAGAGAUGACGUCCUACGUCGACUGAUGAGAAUAGAGAAAUACAACCCUCCUCCUAUCGGGAAGCUACCGACCAUCGUCUCUAUCCCCAUCUAACAGCACAGCGCCCCCACUGGACUGGAGGACAAACAGCAGAUUUAAACCAUAAGGCUUCAGCCACACAAAGACCCAUAAAUAUGGAUUCAAUCAUAAUGUCUGUUUUUUGUCUGUCGUAAAUGAAACUUAAGUCAACUAUUUUCGGACAAGUUGCAUCCAUAAAAAGACGGGACAAGUUGUGGAUGUUCUUUGAGACCAUCUCUGUGGUCCUUCAGUCAAUCUGUAAUUUUCAGACACAAAAUCUCUGUUUGUCAGUGACCUAACAGUCAGAAUGGACCUCUGCUCUGAAGACAUCCUCACCCUCCAGAUUAGAACCUGUUGCUGAUCUGGGACCAGUGAAAUACUUUACCUGGAUCUUUAUAGGAUCCAACCGGAGACGGAUCUUCUAUGAUUUGUUGUAAACAACUGUUUUAAUUCUCUUCUGUUCUAUUGAUCUGUUCUGAUUUGUAUCAACUGUUUUAUCUGCUGUGUUGAUCUACAGUCCUAGAACGCACAGAAGGACUGAACAUAUGAGGCACAGACCUCAAUCCUCUCUGCUUCAGUCACGGCAGCUUGUGACUGUCUCUGCAUGUUCAGCUGGAUGUGUUUUAACUGUUCUGUGAACUGACUGUAGUCCUGGAACACAGUGUGAUAACCUACAGUUGAUGUUGGAAGUUUACAUACACCUUAGAUAAAAUACAUUUAAACUCCGUUUUUCACAAUUCCUGACAUUAAAUCCUCAUAAACAUUCCGUGUGUUAGGUCAGUUAGGAUCACUUUAUUUUAAGAAUGUGAAAUGUCAGAAUAAUAGUAGAGAGAAUGAUUUAUUUCAGUUUUCAUUUUUUUUAUCACAUUCCCAGUGGGUCAGAAGUUUACAUACACUCAAUUAGUAUUUGGUAGCAUUGCCUUUAAAUUGUUUAACUUGGGUCAAACGUUUCGGGUAGCCUUCCACAAGCUUUCCAUAAUAAGUUGGGUGAAUUUUGGCCCAAUCCUCCUGACAGAGCUGGUGUAACUGAGUCAGGUUUGUAGGCCUCCUUACUCGCACACGCUUUUUUCAGUUCUGCCCACAAAUUUUCUAUAAGAUUGAGGUCAGGGCUUUGUGAUGGCCACUCCAAUACCUUGACUUUGUUGUCCUUAAGCCAUUUUGCCACAACUUUGAAAGUAUGCUUGGGGUCAUUGUCCAUUUGAAAGACCCAUUUGUGACCAAGCUUUAACUUCCUGACUGAUGUCUUGAGAUGUUGCUUCAAUAUAUCCACAUCAUUUUCCUGCCUCAUGAUGCCAUCUAUUUUGUGAAGUGCACCAGUCCCUCCUGCAGCAAAGCACCCACAAAACAUGAUGCUGCCACCCCCGUGCUUCACGGUUGGGAUGGUGUUCUUCGGUUUGCAAGCCUCCCCCUUUUUCCUCCAAACAUAACGAUGGUCAUUACGGCCAAACAGUUCUAUUUUUGUUUCAUCGGACCAGAGGACAUUUCUCCAAAUAGUACGAUCUUUGUCCCCAUGUGCAGUUGCAAACCGUAGUCUGGCUUUUUAAUGGCGGUUUUGGAGCAGUGGCUUCUUCCUUGUUAUGCGUCCUUUCAGGUUAUGUCGAUAUAGGACUCGUUUUACUGUGGAUAUAGAUACUUUUGUACCUGUUUCCUCCAGCAUUGUAACGGCGGUCCUCCUCCUCUUCAUCUUCGGAAGAGGAGGAGUAUUGAGGGAACCAAGGCGCAGCGUAGUGAAAUGACAUUUUAUUAACGAAAAAAACACGAACUUGAAUAAACUAACAAAAAUAACAAACGGUGUAGACAGACCUAUACGACGAACUCACAUAAAACAAGAAGAACGCACGAAUAGGACAAUUAGACUACACAAACCGAACAAACCGUAACAGUCCCGUAUGGUGCAAACAAUUACACAGACACGGAAGACAAUCACCCACAACGAACACUGUGACAACGCCUACCUAAAUAUGACUCUUAAUUAGAGGAACGCCAAACACCUGCCUCUAAUUAAGAGCCAUACCAGGCAACCCAAAACCAACACAGAAACAGAAAACAUAGAAUGCCCACCCAACCUCACGUCCUGACCAACUAACACACAUAACAAACUAACAUAAAUAGGUCAGGAACGUGACAAGCAUCUUCACAAGGUCCUUUGCUGUUGUUCUGGGAUGGAUUUGCACUUUUCGCACCAAAGUAUGUUCAUCUCUAGGAGACAGAACGCGUCUCCUUCCUGAGCGGUAUGACGGCUGCGUGGUCCCAUGGUGUUUAUACUUGCGUACUAUUGUUUGUACAGAUGAAUGUGGUACCUUCAGGCGUUUUGGAAAUUGCUCCCAAGGAUGAACCAGACUUGUGGAGGUCUACAAUUUCUUUUCUGAGGUCUUGGCUGAUAUCUUUUGAUUUUCCCAUGAUGUCAAGCAAAGAGGCACUGAGUUUGAAGGUAGGCCUUGAAAUACAUCCACAGGUAAACCUCCAAUUGACUCAAAUGAUGUCAAAUAGCCUAUCAGAAGCUUCUAAAGCCAUGACAUCAUUUUCUGGAAUUUUCUAAGCUGUUUAAAGGCACAGUCACCUUACUGUAUGUAAACUUCUGACCCACUGGAAUUGUGAUACAGUGAAUUAUAAGUGAAAUAAUCUGUCUGUAAACAAUUGUUGGAAAAAUGACUUGUGUCAUGCACAAAGUAGAUGUCCUAACCGACUUGCCAAAACUAUAGUUUGUUGACAAGACAUUUGUGGAGUGGUUGAAAAACGAGUUUUAAUGACUCCAACCUAAGUGUAUGUAAACUUCCGACUUCAACUGUAUGUCUGUCCCUAGCAGCACUGAACACAAACAAAGAGCCUUGUGACAUGUUUAUGCCUCUGUAUAAGUAUUGUCUGAGGAGGACAGACAAGUUCAUUAGUCCCAAAUGGCACACUAUUCCCUAUAUAGUGGGGCCCUGAUCCCUAUAUUCCAUAUGGGCCCUGAUCCCUAUAUAGUGGGGCCCUGAUCCCUAUAUGCCCUAUAGGCCCUGAUCCCUAUAUAGUGGGGCCCUGAUCCCUAUAUUCCCUAUGGGCCCUGAUCCCUAUAUUCCAUAUAGGCCCUGAUCCCUAUUUUCCCUAUAGGCCCUGAUCCCUAUUUUCCCUAUAGGCCCUGAUCCCUAUUUUCCCUAUAGGCCCUGAUCCCUAUAUAGUGGGGCCCUGAUCCCUAUAUAGUGGGGCCCUGAUCCCUAUAUUCCCUAUGGGCCCUGAUCCCUAUAUUCCCUAUGGGCCCUGAUCCCUAUAUAGUGGGGCCCUGAUCCCUAUAUAGUGGGGCCCUGAUCCCUAUAUUCCCUAUGGGCCCUGAUCCCUAUUUUCCCUAUAGGCCCUGAUCCCUAUUUUCCCUAUGGGCCCUGAUCCCUAUAUUCCCUAUAGGCCCUGAUCCCUAUAUAGUGGGGCCCUGAUCCCUAUAUUCCAUAUGAGCCCUGAUCCCUAUUUUCCCUAUAGGCCCUGAUCCCUAUAUUCCCUAUGGGUCCUGGUCCCUAUAUAGUGGGGCCCUGAUCCCUAUUUUCCCUAUAGGCCCUGAUCCCUAUAUAGUGGGGCCCUGAUCCCUAUAUUCCCUAUGGGCCCUGAUCCCUAUUUUCCCUAUAGGCCCUGAUCCCUAUAUUCCCUAUAGGCCCUGAUCCCUAUAUUCUCUAUAGGCCCUGAUCCCUAUAUCCCCUAUAGGCCCUGAUCCCUAUAUUCCAUAUGGGCCCUGUUCCCUAUUUUCCCUAUAGGCCCUGAUCCCUAUAUUCUCUAUAGGCCCUGAUCCCUAUAUUCCCUAUAGGCCCUGAUCCCUAUAUUCUCUAUAGGCCCUGAUCCCUAUAUUCCCUAUAGGCCCUGUUCCCUAUUUUCCCUAUAGGCCCUGUUCCCUAUUUUCCCUAUAGGCCCUGAUCCCUAUAUUCCCUAUAGGCCCUGAUCCCUAUAUUCUCUAUAGGCCCUGAUCCCUAUAUUCCAUAUGGGCCCUGAUCCCUAUAUGCCCUAUAUAGUGGGGCCCUGAUCCCUAUAUGCCCUAUAGGCCCUGAUCCCUAUAUUCUCUAUAGGCCCUGAUCCCUAUAUUCCAUAUGGGCCCUGAUCCCUAUAUGCCCUAUAUAGUGGGGCCCUGAUCCCUAUUUUCCCUAUAGGCCAUGUUCCCCAUAUAGUGGGGCCCUGAUCCCUAUUUUCCCUAUGAGCCCUGAUCCCUAUAUUCCAUAUGGGCCCUGAUCCCUAUAUAGUGGGGCCCUGAUCCCUAUUUUCCCUAUGGGCCAUGUUCCCUAUAUUCCCUAUGGGUCCUGGUCAACAGUAGUGUACUAUAUGGAGAAUAGGGUGCCAUUUGAGAUGCAUAUUGUUAUUGUUUAUCAUUAUGAGAGGACACAUGCCAGAGGCUUCUUCCCUCUAUAAUUCUAAAGCAGGGUUCCCCAACUGGCGGUCCGCGGGUGAUUUGAUUUGGGUCCUACCGUAGUGCACUAUAAACAGAUUAGGGUGCCUUUUGGGAUGUAGCCCGAGCUACACUGUACUCACCUGUACUGUGUGUUAAAGUUCAGGUGUAUAUUGAACUGUGUGAUGACAGACUGAACACCUAUCCUCAGGGAAAAACAACAUGACUGACGUUCCAAAGUUACCUUCCCUUCAACGAAGUGUUCCAAAGUUACCUUCCCUUCAACGAAGUGUUCCAAAGUUACCUUCCCUUCAACGAAGUCUUCCAAAGUUACCUUCCCUUCAACAAAGUGUUCCAAAGUUACCUUCCCUUCAACGAAGUGUUCCAAAGUUACCUUCCCUUCAACGAAGUGUUCCAAAGUUACCUUCCCUUCAACGAAGUGUUCCAAAGUUACCUUCCCUUCAACAAAGUGUUCCAAAGUUACCUUCCUUUCAACGAAGUCUUCCAAAGUUACCUUCCCUUCAACGAAGUCUUCCAAAGUUACCUUCCCUUCAACGAAGUCUUCCAAAGUUACCUUCCCUUCAACGAAGUCUUCCAAAGUUACCUUCCCUUCAACGAAGUCUUCCAAAGUUACCUUCCCUUCAACGAAGUGUUCCAAAGUUACCUUCCCUUCAACGAAGUCUUCCAAAGUUACCUUCCCUUCAACGAAGUGUUCCAAAGUUACCUUCCCUUCAACGAAGUGUUCCAGUUUCAAAGAAACGCCUCUUAAUAACUGUACUGGAGGUACAAAUAGCAGCAAACGUAAUGCCUUUUCCCAUGUUGUCUUUUAGGACUGCCCUGCACGAUCCAACCAUGUUGAUCCAACCAUGUUGUCUUUUAGGACUGCCCUGCACGAUCCAACCAUGUUGAUCCAACCAUGUUGUCUUUUAGGACUGCCCUGCACGAUCCAACCAUAGAAAGAAAAUCAAAACAAACACACAUUUUAAAUUGUGUUAAUGUUACAUUUUAUGUUUGCCCACUGUCUUUCUUUGUAAUUAAGAAUUGUGAAUAUGUUAAUGAUGCAGUCGCAUUGGGGAGUUUGGAAAAUGUUUAUGAUGGAUUGUACUGUAUGUCAGUAUCAUCACUGAUAUAUAAUUAGUCAUUCAUGUGACUGUCAUCAAAAUAAAAUACAAUAACACACGAUGAUGACCGACAGUAAACAGAAUGUUUGUAUUAUCAGCUAGUUAAUGGUCAAAACAAGCUUUAAUAAAAUUAGACUUCUGUCCCGUUCCUGACUUUA